Recurvomyces mirabilis is the source of this 5535-nucleotide messenger RNA. RefSeq lists its product as uncharacterized. Lineage: Eukaryota; Fungi; Ascomycota; Dothideomycetes; Mycosphaerellales; Teratosphaeriaceae. The record is from RefSeq and is a predicted model, not a curated record. Gene Ontology annotation, biological process: proteolysis. The transcript has 14 exons. The coding region runs from base 1 to 5535 and encodes 1844 amino acids. Gene Ontology annotation, molecular function: cysteine-type peptidase activity.
AUGGCCAGACUGAUGGAGCGCAAUAACAGCAGCGCUGGGUGCGAUGUGCAGACAAUUCUGGAAGAAAUCGAAUCACUUCGUUCUCGGCUUCGAAAAGCUAAUGCCGAUCUGUAUGCUGUACAAGGCAAAAGCUCUGUCGAGGAGGGUAAUUUUGAGCAGAAUGUUGACCCUCUGCUGCAGCGUAACGAGCAUCUCGCUCAGCAGCUAGCGGAGACCCAGGACAAGCUACACGCGUGCACUGCCGAAAAUCAGUCGCUUCGCAAAGCGCGUGAUGCAAGCAUAGCGGAGAAUCAGUCGCUACGCCAGGAGCGAGAUGAGACCACGACCAAGCUCAGGCUGGUACGCCAGGCAUAUACUUCUCGUCAAUGUGAGGCGACGGACAGCUCCACAGAUCUCUUCCGCCAAGACCCAAAAGACAGUAACCGGACGAAGCGUAAAGAAGCAUCUGGGGGUCCGCUUGCUGAAGAUCGUUGCAGACUGGAGAGGGAUGAGGGGUCCGACACGGAAAUGCUUAGCCCGGGAGACUCUGAGAUGCAUGACUCAGUCACAGGACCAACCCGGUUACAACAUCAUGACAGCAGUGGAGGCGAGGCGCACGGCGCAGAGUAUCUUCAGGCACUCCGGCAACCUCCCGUAUGUUCCCAGCCGAAGGAGAGGCUGGCUCUGCCGGAGCAUGAUGGCCGUUUUGGGACACAGAACGAAGCGCGGAUCAUGAAGCCGGAAGGCUCCAGCGGAGAACGCUCGAUGCUCUGGGAAGAACCGAAGCCCGUCAGCCAGGACCCGGUCGGCGAGGAGCCGAUCACUUACGAGGAACCAUAUCCAAAACUGGUUGGUCGCGAGGUUGGCCAUAGUCUGGUCGAUCAGGAGCGGACUGACACCGGGUCAAUGCAUACAAAUAUAGUCGACCAUGCGCUGCGUGACCCCGAGCACAGAGAUGGCACAGGCAUGGAGGGGACUCCCGACGAUGAGCUCAUAAGCGACCCACUGUCUCCCAGAAUGGCGUUGACUUCCCAGGCAGGAGAACGCAUGCGCGCAUCUCCGAAGGUCCCGACGGAUGAUGAUCCAGAUCAAUCGCGGCGUGAGGCUGACGGCGUUCCUCGUGGCAUCACUAUCGAUGAGCACCAUCCGGUGAUGCCGAACAAGCAAAGCACGACGCAAAAGUACACGGACAGUCCGGAUCAUGAAGAUUGUAAGCCUUCCGGCUACCAGCGCCAGACCUCGCGACAAGCUUCACUCGCUCGGGACGAUGUGGCAGCCCAAGUUGACCUGGUGCAUCCUUCCGCUGGACAAUCACGGAAGAGCUCCUCCGACUCUACUGCUGCGUCACUCUUCCCACCUCUGGGAGAACUGUCGGACGCGGACGGGCUUGUUCAGACUUCAGCACAUGAGAAUCACAUGGAGGACGAUCCUGCCGGCAAGCCGCCAUCUGCGUCACCAAGACCCGAGUCGUGUAGCCCGGUAACCGUGGCAGCGCCAGCAGAGUCGUACCCAGCACCUCUCUUCGCCAUGCAGCCUGCCGUGACCGCCCCUCCCGAGCCAUUGGAGACGCCUUCUCCAAGCGCCGAACCAUAUCAGACAGCUUCGAUUGCAUGCCCAGCGUCUACUUCCCCGAUCACGCAGCCUGUGGGAGCAGCUGUGGCCUCAUCGAAAACACCUACACCGAAUCCUUCCAACGUCGAAGUGUUUUCGUUGUCGUUUGCCGGCGUAGCAGCGGAGUCUCCGCAGGCGGCGUCACCACAGUCGAGAUCACUCCCGCUUCCAAGGCAUACCAUAGGCCCUUCAGAAGACUUGCCUGUGCCUCCCACAUGUGCAAAGCCAGAGGCUACCAUGGAAACCAACUCACCGAUUGUAGAUCCGCUGGCGGCGUCCAAUGAAGAGUUUAUUUCUCUAUCCUCUAACCCUAGAUCAAGGUUGCUCCACGAUGACGUGUCCUCGGCCACGUUGUCGGCGAGGGAGAAGGGAGAUGAUAGUGGUGCAGCAUUGGGGUGCAAGCCGCUUUCGCCACUCACCGGUGACGUCUCCCAGGUCUCCGAAGACGACGGUGAGACUGGAAUAGAGACGGCUCGGAUGGAACCGGAUCGUGUUGCAAAGCCGGCGGCAGUUGAGUCCGAUACAGACGAUGGCGCGUCAAGCAUUACGGACGAGCCAUUCUCGUCCCCACUGACCCACAAGGGACGACGUAUCCGUCAGACCUCCACACAACGGGCUCCGGCCCCCGUGAUCCCGAAGACGGCGUCACGGUUGCAUCCGCACGUCGUCAAGAGAGACCGUUGUGCGAAAGGAUCGAGUCAGAUCGAGCGGCCCGAAGAUGCCAUCCGUGCCAGCUACGGCAAGUUUGGCCUCGAUGUUCAGCGGCUGAUCAUUGUGCCAGGGGCUCAACCCUUCAAUCCCCUGGCUCUUUUCAUGAGCUCGGCUGCCAAAGUCGGCGCCAAGCUAACUCCACAGCGCAUGAAGGUGCUCCAGAAGCGGAGGGACGAGCUGCUGGCGUCUCUCACAGCCGUAGAUGAUCUGGGGACCGGAUCGGCGGACGUCGAUCUCAUCAAGGGCCUGUGCAAUUUGUACAGCGAGCCGGUAUACCCGCAGGACAUGACGGACCUCAUCCGCGCGCUUCGGCAGCAGCAGAAGCUCACGAAGGAUGUAGUGAACCUACUGCAAUGUCUGGAAAGCUUUGCGCUGGUAGUAACGAAAUACCACGCACCAGCACAAUACGCUAAAGCAGUGGAGGGUUGGAGCAUGCACGACCUUCGCCGGGUCAGCGACCACCAUUGCCUGCACUAUGUUUUGCUCCACCUUAACGAGGGUUGGCGAGGGUUGCACGUAAUGGUGGUCUUGUACCUGCUUCGGGCGGGGGUGCGCAAAUUGCAGGACUACUUCGCAAGCGCCACCAGGCCGGCCGCCAUCUUGUUGUUGUUGCAAGGACUGAACGAUGCGGAUAUGAUCCGUCAACAUGCCGACCGGAUGCGUCAGUUGAUCAGCAAGGCCUUGCCCGGCCAAGAGUCCCGCAUCGGUCAAAUGACGCCACUAGGGAUGUUACACAACAUGACAACGGGCUUCAUGCCGCAAGGUGCUGUCGAAAGCGCCUUGGGCUAUGACUCCCAAUACUUGGAAAGGGCUGUUGCGCAGCCCAUAGGUGUCUCUUACAUGUGGACCCCAUGGAACUUUUCGGACUUGGUCUUCCGCAGUGGCCCCGUUCAGCCCGGCUCGCAGACCCUGUCCAUCCCGCCGACUGUUGUGACUCCGGCCAUGGAUCGCAAGCGGGGGAUCGCACUUGUCGACACGCCGGGCGACGGGGACAGUCCCACCAAGCGCCAGCGGGUCGACGAACAUAGAGCAGAGCACUUUGGCACUCGUGCCUCUAAUGAGGACCGCUUUGUCCCUCGGGAGACUGAUUCGUCCCAAUUCAGCCCACUUGAUCAUCGUGGUGGACAGGUGUUUAGCUCGGACUCUUACAUACUCGACUCCGACUCGUCAGCUCCACCAACACACGGUGAGCCGACUGUGGACACGGCGGCAGAGUCCGAAUGCGAAGACUUCCUGAACGACAUUGUCAACGGUGACGUCACCCCAGUCAGAAACGAUCCGGCGUUCGCAGCCACCCCGAAUACACUUAAAAGGAAGCGCGACAGCAGCGACCGAUCUCAGCUCGGAAAGCGGGCGCUUGUGAAGCCUCUGCUGCGCAAGCAGGGCGACGAGGGCUUCGUACCACACGAGAAGCACCCUGAGAACCCGGGGCGGCAGUGUAACAACACGCACGCCGUUCGGAAAGACGAUACUUCGAAAGGAUUGCGGUUCCUGCACAUCAGCACGGAGACGGCAAGCGCGGGCUCUCCGUCAGACGGUCUUACCCAACACGACCCUCCUGUCUCGCAUGCGGAUCCGGAUCAGAGUGAACUAGAACGAGGCGCAAAAAUCACGCUCUCAGCUAAAUUCCGCCUGGAUGUGGAGUCGCUGGUGAACGAGCUUGAGUCGAAAGGCGAAGCGCUGUGGACGGGAGAGCGUGGACCAACGGCCAUCGCAGGGUACUGCGGCCCACCGUCCAUCCGCAAGCUCGCUGCACGUGGCGAUGACAGAUUGAACGACGAGAUCGUCAACACGAUCCCGAUCAUAACAAUUCCGGCGGACAAUCGCACCUAUCUGCUACCCAGCUACGCCUUUGAGCACAUACGGAAGGGUAGGUUCGACAGACUGAGUCCAUGGGUGAAAUACUUCCCGUUAGUGAACUGUCGAUGGGUGUUCGGCGUGUGUCAGCAGAACCACUGGACGGCCGUGGCGAUCGAUUGGAAGGAGGGAACGAUUCAACAUUACAACCCACUCACAGGGCUUUCGAAGCAGGCUGGAGACAUCUAUACGGCGGUUGAGUGUUGGACCCAGCACCUCAUACGUACAAGUCGUCCCACGAGACGCUGGCGCCUUGAGCAUGUGCACGGCCCGCGGCAGGCUGCAGAUGACGCGCGCAACUGCGGCGUGUACGUGGCAUGGGUCUUGCGAGAGUGGAUGCAUGGGAGACCGGGAGAUGCGGAGGGAUUCCCGGGUCAUUUGGAGUUCAGGAUCGAGAUGCUGCAACUUCUGCAAGGCGCAUUCCGUACGCCGGGGCUGCCGUGUGUGGGUGAUGUCCUGGGAUCACCGUCAACGAUAGAUGGCGGCGAAGGCGGCGAAGGCGAUGGCCCGGCUGAUCUCGCAGGGGAUCACGAGACGGCGACUGGCAAAAGAGACGCCAAGAGCAUAACCGAAGACACCGCCACCACGCCCUUGUCCACGGCUCAGACGAAGAAGCCGACAUCCUUGCAGCUGGGACUCAGAGAGCGCAUGGACCCGAUAGUGCACGCAGGUGUCGACGGUCACAGAGAACAAGCCGAGCGUACCUCCGGGCCUGGGGAAGGACCGCAUGCCAAGAACACGUUGAGCGUCGAGGAGCGUCUCUCGCCGUCGGCCCCGGAGCCAGCAACAUCAGUCGAAGCAAGGUCAUGUCCAAUUUCGACUGUUGCAACAAACACGAUCCCGGGGUACCACUCGAAUGACAGGCGGCCAGAAACAUCCCAGGAAAAGUUUCCGCUCGUGACCGCUCCGAGUGUGGAAGAGGUUGCGCAUCCUCACUCAGCAAGGCCCACCAUUGUCCAGCCUGAGACAGAUGUUACAUCUCUGGAUGAAAGUGAAGAUGUCAAAUGCGACCAAUUACGGCACAUGGACGACCUUGGCUCUCCCGCAGCGGAGCAUAACAGGCCUUAUGCGUCUGGGUAUGCCCACCAGCCUGACUGCUCAGCCCUUGGAGACGCGCCCACACAGUCCAUCCCAGACAUCGGAGGUAGCGCCCUGAUGUCUGGCGCAUGGAAUUCAGGCGACGAUGCUGGACUCUUGCCAAGUCCGGGAUUACCGCUCAGCACCCACUUUGAGGACGCGCUGGGAGAAGGCUUGGACUCCUGGUACGAUUCAGUCGAAGGUGCUAUGGCUGGAUUACCCAGGAUGCCCGCGUCGCCAUCCAUGAGUGAGUGGGAGGACUGGUUGCAGAGUCGUGGAAGUCUGGACGUCGACAGCUAG